This is a messenger RNA of Rosa chinensis, 773 nucleotides long. RefSeq lists its product as uncharacterized. Bases 55 to 579 code for a protein of 174 amino acids. The record is from RefSeq and is a predicted model, not a curated record. NCBI's taxonomy places the organism in Eukaryota, Viridiplantae, Streptophyta, Magnoliopsida, Rosales, Rosaceae. The transcript is spliced from 7 exons.
ACAAAUCUCUCUCCCUCUCCCUCUCUCUCUCGGUGAGAAGAAUUGAAGGAGACGAUGGCGAUGCAGAAGUGUGUGCUUAAGCUUCCAGGCCUGUGCGCUCGUUCAAAGUUUCGCAGUGGCUUAUUGAGCAAGCAGAUUCCUCAGCUCAAACUCCAUGGAACUCGUGCUCUGUCUGAAGAAGGGCUUCGAGGAUUAAGGUCGUUAAAACCAACCUCCGCUUCUGGAAGUUCACAGGAGCACCCUCUUUCAUUGAUGGAAACUGAAUAUGAAAAGCUUCGGGUUGAGAUGAAGAAGAUGCACAGUGAAUUAGUGAGGCACAUUUCUGAGUCAGUGAAAUCUAAUACAAGUCGGCAACAGGAGCAUAAGUUUUCAAAGAUGGAAUUUGAAUCGGAUAAGGUUCAGAAAAACUUCCAAAACAUGAUCAGUGAUGAGAUUGGCGAGAAAUUCAACAAAAUAAGUCAAGAACUUGCUGCACUAGGUGCUGAGAUUAAAGUCAUACACAAUCAGACGCAAUUAUGUUCAGUGGCCUCAGCCUGUGUCAUUGGGGCUGCUGUUGGGACUACACUUGGUAACUUGUGAUGGUAUAACUGAAUGUUACAUUAUCACUACCUAUCAGUAUUCCAGUCUUACGUUAUCAGAUUCUGUAUUUGUCUCAGGUUAACAAGCGAAAAUAUGUUAGGCGUUAGGACUUGUUGGUUGGACUUGUUAAAAGUGAAAGGGUGAAUCAGUUGAUUGAAAAUGCUUUUUUUUUUUUUGGUUAUCUUAAUGAUCUA